Daphnia carinata is the source of this 1969-nucleotide messenger RNA. RefSeq names its product cyclin-L1-like. Gene Ontology annotation, cellular component: nucleus. The record is from RefSeq and is a predicted model, not a curated record. NCBI's taxonomy places the organism in Eukaryota, Metazoa, Arthropoda, Branchiopoda, Diplostraca, Daphniidae. The coding region runs from base 28 to 1560 and encodes 510 amino acids. Gene Ontology annotation, biological process: regulation of transcription by RNA polymerase II. The transcript has 7 exons. Gene Ontology annotation, molecular function: cyclin-dependent protein serine/threonine kinase regulator activity.
CAUCAUAUUCGCAGCGUUCGUCGAAAAAUGGCUGACAAGCAAAGCGACACGCUGUUAGCCGCCAAAGUUCCCAAACAUUACGGACGUGUUAUCAUUAAUUUAGAAAAUUGCCUCCUUCCCCCAGAAAGACUUGCAUGUACUGCUUCGAGUCUCGAUGGAUUGGACCCUGAAACUGAGAUGGAUCUCAGGAUCCUUGGCUGUGAGCUGAUCCAAACUGCCGGAAUUCUCUUGAGAUUACCACAGGUUGCAAUGGCUACAGGGCAAGUCCUGUUUCACAGAUUCUACCACAGCAAAUCGUUUGUUCGCCAACCGAUGGAAAUAACUGCUAUGGGCUGCCUCUGUUGUGCUUCUAAAGUUGAAGAGGCUCCUAGAAGGAUAAGAGAUGUGAUAUCUGUUUUUGAGCACAUCAAGCAAGUUCGUGGUGGAAAAACAAUUGAACCUGUAUUGCUAGACCAAGGUUAUAUUAAUUUAAAAAAUCAAGUUAUUAAAGCAGAAAGAAGAGUUCUCAAAGAACUAGGUUUCUGUGUUCAUGUGAAACAUCCACACAAGAUUGUUGUUAUGUACCUGCAAAUACUGGGAUUUGAGAAGAACAAGCGACUUGUCCAGCUUUCCUGGAAUUAUAUGAACGACUCACUGAGGACGGACGUCUUUGUUCGCUACAGUCCCGAAACCAUCGCUUGUGCCUGUAUCUACCUCAGUGCUCGGAAGCUGGGCAUUGUUCUUCCGAAAAAACCCGCUUGGUAUCUUCUAUUUGGUAGCGUCGAAACUGAUUUAAAGGACAUUUCCAUCCGCAUUCUCAAACUCUAUGCGCGCGCAAAGCCGGACGCUGACCAGCUGGACAAGAUAGUAUCGCAGCUGGAACAAGCGUAUCAGGAAAGCCGCCAACGAUUGAAACAAGCAGUUCAAGAAGGCGGUGCUUCAGGAGUUGCCUCGGGAGGAACAGCCACGCCUAUAAAAAAUGAGAAUCAUUCGACUUUCAGUCCGGGUGUGGCUGUCGCUACUGUAACACAACAACCAGAAAUAAACAAAGGCAUCUCGGCCGAUUCUGUUGGAAGCACGCCAUCCAGUUCCAAAGGUGAAGAAAAGAACCAUGUGACGUCGGCAGCAACGAAAAAGAGUUCCAAAUUGGUGGAAAGUCCUCCCCGGUCUCCGUCCAUGAGCCCUUCUGAUAAGCAGGGCAAGGACAGGCGACGCAAGUCGCGUCACCACAGUCACCACCACCACCACCGGAAGAAGCGCUCACGUUCCCGCAGCCGAACUCGUUCCCGGUCGCGUUCCAGAGAUGACAAGCGACGAGAGCAGCGGGAACGCGGUGACAGGACAGGCAACGAUAAAGAUAACAAAAGAAAAGAGAGGGAUUCUACUCAGAAAAGCACAACAGCGACAAGUGAUAGGUACGGAGGAGGAGAAGGUCGUGAUCGAGAACGGGAUCGUGAAAAAGAACGCGAUUAUAAAUAUCGUAGUAAAGAUAGCCACAGCCUAAGAGAAGAGAAAAGAGAUUCAAAGAAGGAGAGGUCGAGACAUCGGGAUCGAUCCCUGUCUCGGGACAGACGACGUUGAUGUGCAUUCUUUGAAAAGUUUGAAACAAAAACACAAAACCUCAACCAACGAUGAUAAUGUCUUGUCAUCCAUACAUCCUCCUUAAAAAACAAAAUUCAUCAUUUUUUUUUUUUGUUUUUUUUGUCUCUUUUUCUUUCUCUAUUUGUGUCUGCCUUUCGUUUGUGUCUGUCUUUUCCAACACACCUUUUUGGCUGACGGCAGCUCACAUGGUUCCAUACGAAUGUAUUUUCUUUCUACUCUUCUCCGUCUGGCCUGUUUUAGAUUCAAUUGAACAUCCCCCGCCAACCGCCCUGAUUCCGACGUCUCUUUUGGUUUGUCCCUCCCUUUUUCGUUUACGCGAAAAGGAAGUGUUUCCAUUUUUAUGAAAUAAAAAAGAGAAGAAAAAUACAAAAUGGUGCAUUCAUGCGAA